Molecule: messenger RNA, 2094 nt
Organism: Trypanosoma conorhini
Lineage: Eukaryota; Euglenozoa; Kinetoplastea; Trypanosomatida; Trypanosomatidae
Product: GTPase activating protein
Exons: 1
Coding region: 1-2094 (697 amino acids)
Biological process (GO): activation of GTPase activity
Molecular function (GO): GTPase activator activity
Source: RefSeq, a predicted model, not a curated record
AUGGGACCCAUUGCCAGGGCCUUAGCCUUGGAGCUGCUGGAGCACUCCACUCCGCAGCAGUUUCUGCUGGUGAAGGACGGUGUCACUGUGAAAUGCGACCAUGACAGGAGCGGUGCACGACACGUGGGACAAAUAAUAAUUUUGCGGAAAGAGGAGUAUCAAGCUGAGUCGGUUGAGAAUGCAGUUGCUGAUGACACAGAAGAAUCUGUUCCAUCCCCUUCCUCCCUCUUUUCGGAGGAGACAACACGAGACAAAGCUUCCUCUAUUGCUAAGCCGCGAGGCUGCGGAGAAUACUUCUUGCUGUGGGUGCCAUAUUCGUUUAUUGAUUUUCAGGCCCAGAAUGCGGGACGACUGAGCUCCAGCGGCUCCGCUGGCGCUAAGGCCCCCGCAAUGGAGGCCUUAGAAUGGAGGUACAUUAUGUGUGUGGCGGUAAACAACAUUGCAAAGGUGCGGAGACGCACCCAGUCAGAUGGAACCCGCACGGUUGAGUUAUGCUUUCUCGAUGGUGCGACGGGGCAUCCGCUGAUCUUCAUGAACGGCGGCGUGACGAGGUUUCUUGAUGUUCUAAGGGGCAUCUCACCGCUGCGGCAGAGUAGCGUUACCGCGGAUGACUUUCUUGUCUACGCCGCUGACGACGCAGAGACGGCGGCCACCGAUGGACUUGGAAACGCGACUGCGACGCGCGGGGGCGGCGCCGGCCUCCACAGUGACAAACGACGUUCAUCGAACGGACGACUGGCUGGGCGGUCGCCGCGGCCUAAUGACGUGGAGAACGUGUUGUAUGAAAACCAUGAGCGAUCCCUGCUAUCGCGUCUCGCUGCCACAGUCGCCACAAAAAUUGACAAAGUGCGCUCGCAGCGCUCCCUCAACCUCGCUCAGCAGCGUGGGAAGGGCAUGCCCACGUGUCCCACCACGCCCUCUCUCUCGCACGCCGAUGAAUCGCUGUCAGAGGAGCGGUUUGAGUUUGUGGAGGAAGUUAUCCCGGUUGAAUCUCAAACGCCCCGCAUUCCAGCACCAAUAGACCGUGCAAUGGGGCCCCCGCUCACAGCAGAGGUGUGGAAUAGUUGCUUCACGGGAGAGGAACGUCGCGUUGACCGGGGCCGCUACGCCAAGGCGCUGGCAAUUGCCCAUGCAGGUGGAAUAGAAAAGGAAAUCCGGAUGGAGGUGUGGUGCUUUAUGCUUCACGUGUACCCGGACUUGUUUGAGUCAACGGAGGCCCAGCGAGAGUCCGUGCGUGAAAGGUAUAAGGCCAUGUACGAACAGCUCAAGCAACAGUGGGAAAGUAUACUUCCAGAACAAGAAGCCAACUUUUCCGCCUUUCGUGGAAUGCGUGCGGCGAUUGAAAAGGACGUGGUACGCACGGAUCGGUCCCACGAAUCCUAUUUGGAUGCAGACGGCGCGAAGCAGCGCAUGCUAUACAAUGUGUUAAUGACUCACGGAAUGUUAAACUUUGACUUGGGUUAUUGUCAGGGGAUGAGUGAUGUGCUUUCCCCCAUUGCUCUUCUCGCCGAGACAGAGGAAGAGGCAUUCAUGUGCUUCUCCCGCUUCCUCACUGAGCACUGCAAGGGCAACUUCUGCAAGAAUGUUAAAGCGGGCAUGGAACAGCAGCUUGAGGAGCUGCAGUUACUGGUUCGAGUUUUUGUCCCACGUCUCUACAAUCACUUGGUGAAGCAAAAUUCAGAGGAGAUGCAGUGCUGCUUUCGAUGGAGGCUGAUGCUCUUUAAGCGCGAGUUUUCCAUUGAUGACAUAAUGCUGCUGUGGGAUGUCAUUCUGAGUUGCCCCUACACGACAGGUUUUGAGCUAUUUGUCACUGCAGCGUUACUGAAGGCCUUGUCGCCGCAGAUACUUGAGCAGCACCUGACGCAUGAUGAGCUGCUGCAAUUUACGAACAGCAUCGCUGGUAAGUUGGAUGUCCGACACCUCAUUCUGUUGGCGCAGGACUUUUACGAUGGGGUUGCCAAGUGCGCUUUGGCAAUGGAGAGGCACGAGACCGCCGUGGGCAACUACCGGCCGACACUAAAAGAAAUUAUUUCUCUGCUGAGACUUGCUGAAAUGGAGGAUCCCCGUGCCGUUGCGGAGUGCGCAUUUGAAUGA